GUUCCUUCGCCAGUGUUCCUGUUAUUCCUUCAUUUAAUCUUCCGAUAGUCAAGGAAGUAAAAGAAUUUAAUGUCGAAGAACUUAAUGGCUUUUUGAAAAGGAGAUUAAAUGGCAUCGAUAAUCACAUAGAUAUCUUAACUGUUUAA
Molecule: messenger RNA, 146 nt
Organism: Acaulospora morrowiae
Lineage: Eukaryota; Fungi; Glomeromycota; Glomeromycetes; Diversisporales; Acaulosporaceae
Source: the annotation of a GenBank genome assembly